This is a messenger RNA of Toxorhynchites rutilus septentrionalis, 994 nucleotides long. RefSeq lists its product as uncharacterized. NCBI's taxonomy places the organism in Eukaryota, Metazoa, Arthropoda, Insecta, Diptera, Culicidae. Gene Ontology annotation, biological process: autophagy. Bases 159 to 869 code for a protein of 236 amino acids. The record is from RefSeq and is a predicted model, not a curated record. The transcript is spliced from 2 exons.
ACGCGUGUCAGAUCAGCUGAUACGCAUCAAAAAGUGCAUAAAGCCCAAACAAAUCGUGUUUUUAAAUUCCCAAAACGAAACUACGUAGUUGUUUCUCUAGACAUUGAUGAAUAUAUAACUUGAGUGUCGUCUUUUUCUUUCUCUAAACCCGGUGUCCAAUGGAGAAAUCAUUUUUGAAUGUCGCGCACGUCUAUUCAAGAAAAGCAGAAAAAUUUGCAAAGCAAAGUCGGUAUGAUGAUGCUGCUGAGAGUCAUCUCAUUGCGGCCACAAAUUUAGAAGAAGCAAUAAGAAUGGCACCGAAUUCUCCGGUUGCUCUCGAAUCACUUCAGCUGCAGAGGAAGUAUCAUCUGAAACAGGUAGACUUUAUGCGGCAUAAAAAGCAGCAGCAUGAGCGCUACCUGGAAGCACUGGAGUAUCAGAAACGUAGGAAUCCAGAAUACUUCGCCCAGCAGAUGGAGAAAAUAGAUAAUUAUAAUGAUCUGCAGCUUGCAAUUCAUCGCAAUUUAGAUAAUGCUGAUUCACUUCUCGAAACGCUCACUAAAACUCGCACAGCUGAGGCGACCGAAAGUGAUAGGAAGGGUUCGAUAGUGGAUGAGUUGAUAUCAUUAAAUCAUUCUUUGCAUGUGCUUUUUCAAAGAAUGGCUCAUAAUCUCGAUGAGUGUACAACGGAGAAUGAAACACUGAAAGAGAAACUGAGUGAAUAUGAGAAGGAAAAACAAAACUGUUUCAGUGGAAAAGACAAGGGAGGUGGGUCUUUCGAGACCGGAAGAGAUGCACUCGAGGCGAUUGAUUACCAUACAGAAGAAUUACCACCGUUGGCACCGCUUGAGCUGCCAACAUUCGAUUUGCCGGGAUUUGAGGAGCAAUAGAACGUAACUAGCCUAACAUGUUUAGUAACAUGUUAGGCUAGUAAUCAAUUUGAAAUAUGUGACAAAAUGUUUUUUUUGUGUAUGUGAUUAUUAUACAAUAUAUGUCUCCGAUAGUAUAAUUAUUC